AUGUCGGUUACCACUGGGAAAUAUAUACCUCCAUCACGAAGAGCAGGAUACGUUCCCACACUCCCUUCAAAAGACACUCCUCCUCCUCGACCAAGUAGGAUAUCUCGUGAUCCAUUACCCGAUCAUCUAUAUUCCCUCACAGAUCUAUAUAGGAUAUUCAACCAUCCUCAAGAUUCCACGUUUACUUUCUUUUCUUUUCCAGCUCCAUUCACAUCUCGACGUUUUAAAGAACCAUAUGAUCCUACUCGCACACCUUACAACACGCCUCUCCCACCCAGUCCGCCACCCCCACCUCCUCCACACCCCUUAGGUCAUCUGCUUAGCUACCUUGUCCUCUUCCAAAAUGCUCAUCCAUCGUGGAACGAUGAUAAUCAGUUGUGGACACAUUCAAAUGCCGAUAAGCUCAUCGAAGACCAUGAGAAGGACAAGAAGAAUAUGGGUAGACCUUUGCCCGUUUUCAAGUCUUUUAAAGGAAGACCAGGAGAACUUGAGUUCAUAGGCUGGUGGAAAAUUGAAUGGCUCGAAGUGGUACGGCCUUAUUCAGAAGAACUGAAGAGGAUGAUGGAGUUCAAGGAACAAGCUCGCUGUUUUGGUCGAAACGGACGUACUCAAUUUGCGUGGGCCAGCUCGCUAUCCGAUACUUGGGUCAAGGUGAAGCUCGUGCAACUCACGGAUCAGUACAAAGAGCCUUACCAAGUGGAUAAAGGAGAAGGAGAGAAAUAUGUGUUGGAGAUCGGCAAUUUGAAAGAAGAGCUUGAUGUCUUACAUGGGAUGAGAGAGGAAUGA
Messenger RNA from Kwoniella shivajii, 786 nucleotides. RefSeq lists its product as uncharacterized. Lineage: Eukaryota; Fungi; Basidiomycota; Tremellomycetes; Tremellales; Cryptococcaceae. The transcript has 3 exons. The coding region runs from base 1 to 786 and encodes 261 amino acids. The record is from RefSeq and is a predicted model, not a curated record.